Messenger RNA from Saccostrea cuccullata (small rock oyster), 738 nucleotides. RefSeq names its product fibroleukin-like. The record is from RefSeq and is a predicted model, not a curated record. The coding region runs from base 1 to 738 and encodes 245 amino acids. The transcript has 5 exons. Lineage: Eukaryota; Metazoa; Mollusca; Bivalvia; Ostreida; Ostreidae.
AUGAAACUUGAGUUUAAUGAUAAGAAAUCAAAUAACGAACUUUUAGGAGAACACAGUUCUCAUUCUUUGCCCGAGAGUACGGCGAUGUGUCAAGCAAUUCCCGUAGAUUGUAGAUAUCUUCAAACAGAAGUUGGCUCUAUUUCCGGUGUGUACGAUAUUUACCCGUAUCGCACCAUUACCAUGCCUGUCACCGUGUAUUGUGAUAUGAAGACAAUGGGCGGGGGAUGGACGGCAAUUCAAAAGCGAGUAAUCGGAUCUCUAAGUUUCAACAGGACCUGGACAGAAUACAAAAGUGGUUUUGGUGCCCCAGAACAGGAUUACUGGAUUGGAAAUGACGUAAUCCAUCAGUUAACAAAAGGAAAAAAGUCUUCCCUUUAUAUUUCCAUCACUCUCCAGAAUGGUACAACGCUGUAUGAAAUGUAUGACGUAAUCCAUCUGUUAACAAAAGGAAAAAUGUCUUCCCUUUAUAUUUCCAUCACUCUCCAGAAUGGUACAACGCUGUAUGAAAUGUACGAGCAAUUCUCUAUCUCCAACGAAACAGGAAAAUAUCAACUCUUCCUUGCAGGACCUGCCACGGGAACUUUAGGAGACACUUUGAUAGACACAGGAAAUUCUCGCUACAAUCUGCCUGGGAGUCUAUUCAGUACCCAGGACAGGGAUAAUGACAGAUACAGUGAACUGUGCUGGCUACUGGGGAGGGGGAUGGUGGUUAAACGAGUGUUACCGGGCCUUUCUUAA